GAAGGAUGAGAGUAACGCGCACGCGCAUUGGCGAAGGCGCCAUUGCGCAUCUAGCAAGCGCGCCUGCCCACUCUCCUUUCGAACGAUAGUACCAUCAAACACUAUCAUUCGCAGCGACUUUGGGGCUACCACCACGCAUGAAGAUGGCUAAAUCGAUUCUGACGAGAAAGAGGGAUCUCAUCUACUUGAUUUUCUUCAUCACCCACCUUCCGGUGAUGCUGGCAUUCGACCUCACCGCCUACUAUCCCAUCAACAUCAAGCCGCUUUGGAUGGGAGAGGUUCGCACCUGGUAUGUCGCCACGUACGGCGACCGUUUCUUCUACAACCCGCCAGCCUGGUUUGGCGUUCUCACCUUCCUGGAGCUGGUCUACCACCUGCCCCUCACACUCUGGGCCAUACCCGCACUUCUGCGCAACGAUCCCCGCAUUCCCUUGGCUCUUCUUGUUUUCGGCAUGGAAACGAGCAUCACAACUCUAGUUUGUCUGGCUGAGAUGUGGAGCUGGGAGGAAUUGAGGCCGGAACAGAGUGGUUUAGGUGGGCUUGGGGGUAUGUACGGGGGUUAUCUGGCGCUGGGCAUUUUCAUGACAUUGGAUUGUUAUGCGAGGCUGGACCAGUGGAUUGCGAGGCAGAAGGGGCUGACACCUGUUACAAAGAAGGAGCUUUGAGGUCGGGUGCUGUGUAUGACACGAAUGUUGAUCCCUGUAUAUUGAAGGCGAUGGAUCUAUUUCUGCUAGGGUAUAUCGCUGCCAAGGUGGAAUAGCUUGUCCAUCAGCGUUGCGCGUGCCUCCUAGGCUGCGGCACCCGUGGCAUUUGCCCGCUCCUUCUCUUCCAGCUUCUUCCUUGCAGCCAAGAUCAUUUCUUCUCUCUUCCUUUGCAAAUUCGACUGACGUUCGCCCCGAUCUGCACUCCAAGCUUUCGCCUUGGGUCUCUCGUCCACUGACUCGGCUGGCUGGCCCAACUUCGACGAGAGAUUAUACCGUGUGAUCAAGUCGGGAUGCGAAGGCUUUACGGCGGCUGCAACUGGUCGUAAAGGUGCAGCUGCGACAGGGCCCGCAGGCAGCUGGAACGACGCUGGUGCCUU
This is a messenger RNA of Boeremia exigua, 1081 nucleotides long. Its product is annotated as transmembrane protein 6/97. Gene Ontology annotation, cellular component: endoplasmic reticulum. The record is from RefSeq and is a predicted model, not a curated record. NCBI's taxonomy places the organism in Eukaryota, Fungi, Ascomycota, Dothideomycetes, Pleosporales, Didymellaceae. The transcript is spliced from 2 exons. Bases 138 to 665 code for a protein of 175 amino acids.